UGCAACACCCCCCGCGCCGAAAGCACCGAAUCUCUCGCUAUCCAUCAUGUCCGACGAGGAAGGCCAGGAGCUUGUCACCAAGCCCUUCAAGUUUGUCACUGGUGGCACUGAUGCCCGUUUCCCCAACGUGAACCAGACCAAGCACUGCUGGCAAAACUACGUCGACUACCACAAGUGCAUCCUCGCCAAGGGAGAGGACUUUGCGCCUUGCCGUCAGUUCUGGUUGGCCUACCGAUCACUGUGCCCCUCUGGAUGGUACCAGCGAUGGGACGAGCAGCGCGAGGCUGGCAACUUCCCUGUGAAGCUUGAUGCUUAAGUGCUCAGAAUCGAUGCGGCAGGGUAUAUAGCAGGAAUGGGUGUUCGUAUAGAUUAAGCAGCCAGGUGCGCGUGUACUGCAAGAAAAGCUGUAGUUGUCAAUCGCAAGCCAAUGGGCAC
Messenger RNA from Trichoderma reesei QM6a, 435 nucleotides. RefSeq lists its product as uncharacterized. The transcript is spliced from 4 exons. The record is from RefSeq and is a predicted model, not a curated record. NCBI's taxonomy places the organism in Eukaryota, Fungi, Ascomycota, Sordariomycetes, Hypocreales, Hypocreaceae. Gene Ontology annotation, cellular component: mitochondrion; respiratory chain complex IV. The coding region runs from base 47 to 316 and encodes 89 amino acids.